AAUUACUCUUGUUGGAUGUCAUACACAUCCAAAUAACGCAUACGAGGAAAUAAAGACAUUAGUGAAUAAUGUAUAUGCAGAUGUAAAAGCGAGAUUAAAGAAAAGGGACAGUCUUUCUUAUUUAUUUAAUUCAUUAUGUUGCUUGGGAAGUUUAUGUGUUGAUUCAAAUGAUCAUGAACCUAUAAUUAUGAUGGGUGAUUUCAAUGCUUCAGGUGCUUAUCUUAAUAAGAAAAAGCAAGCUGAACUUGACAAAAUAUUAAAUAAUAAUGAUCUGAUGUGGGGAAUUGAUCAUUUCAGCGAUACUACCGUCGCCUCAAAACGCAAUGCUUAUGAUCGAUUUAUAUUUGAAGUCAAAAAUAAGGAGAGAUGGAUUGUUAAAACCAGGAUAUUCGAAUUCGACAAAGGAUGGAAAAAUAAGAAAGCUUCUAUGCUUGUUUCGGAUCACUAUCCUAUUGAGAUUGAAUUGAA
Messenger RNA from Racocetra fulgida, 468 nucleotides. The record is from the annotation of a GenBank genome assembly. NCBI's taxonomy places the organism in Eukaryota, Fungi, Glomeromycota, Glomeromycetes, Diversisporales, Gigasporaceae.